AUCUAAUAAUCCUAAAAUAGGAAGGUGAUCAAUUAGUUAGUUUUUCUUAUUCACAAUUUCACAUGAUCAUUUUCUUCUAAACAAGUAGGUGAAAGAAGCAACAUGGAGCCAUGGAGCAAUCUCAGUGCCAAGGUGAUCAUGGUGACAGAGGCAUCCCCUGGCCUAGGCCGGGAAUUCUGUCUCGACUUGGCCAAAGCCGGCGGCAGGAUAAUCGCAGCCGCUCGUCGAGUGGACCAUCUGAAGUCACUCUGUGAUGACAUCAAUCGCCUCACCCCUCACUCUUCCAAUGGUCCUGUAGCCAUAGCGGUGGAGCUUGACGGCUCGGCAGCAGGGGCCACAAUUGAGAAGGCCGUGCAGCAGGCUUGGGAGGCAUAUGGGAGAAUUGAUGCUUUGGUUAACAAUGCUGGGUCGUGGCUGGUAUCAAAGUAUGUCUGCAUGCGUGUGCGUGAUGCCAAACGUGGAGGGUCAUUAAUCAAUAUUUCUUCAAUUGCUGGACUUGACCGUGUGCAAGCAUUUGGGGUCCUUGCGUAUGCUUCUUCAAAGGCAGCUCUACGCGCGAUGACUAAGGUGUUGGCCUUGGAGUUGGGUGCACAUAACAUUAGAGUGAACGCAAUGGCACCAAGGGUUUUCAGAUCGGAGAUUACAAAAUGUAUGUUUAAGAAACAGGGACUAAGUAACUUUAUUGCGAAAGUUGCUCCUCUAAGGAGUUUGGGCACUACUGAUCCAGCCUUAACUUCCCUUAUCCGAUACCUAAUCCAUGAUUCUUCAGCAUAUGUCUCAGGGAACAUUUUCGUUGUUGAUGCUGGGACCACAUUGCCUGGUGUUCCCAUUUUCUCUUCCCUCUGAACCGGUGUUUGUUAUGUUUUGAACAAUUAUAUUUGUUCUAGAAUUGUUUAACAUUUAGGAAAUUAUAUUGUAAUGAUUAAUCAUUAAAGAAUAAGGAUAAACAAGGGCUAAAGUAUAUGUUUAGCCAUUUUAUUAAUUUUAAAAUUUUUAGUUACUCUACUUGUAUUAUGAAGUUUUUAACCCUUAAAUGUAACGAUUUGAAUAUUUUAUCUCCUAAACUAAUACAAUUUAUUAACUUUU
Molecule: messenger RNA, 1086 nt
Organism: Rubroshorea leprosula
Lineage: Eukaryota; Viridiplantae; Streptophyta; Magnoliopsida; Malvales; Dipterocarpaceae
Source: the annotation of a GenBank genome assembly